UACAUUCGUAAAAGUAUAAACAUAACGUGAGUUCCGCAAAUGGAAAAUAAAAAUUAGUUUCAAUAAAAUUAUUGGCAUGUUAGCUUCGAUAUAAAUUAAAAACCAAAUAUGUUACUUGAUGAAAAGGUCCAAAAGUAUAAACUACUUGCUGAGAAAAUCUAUGAGCGAUGCCAGGAGCUACAGAUAGAGAAUGAGCGUUGUGUGCUACGCAUAAACACAGUUAAAAAACUUUUGCGUAGACGAACCCGCGAUGUGGAGCUAUUGAAGCGUCGACUUGAUAAGCAUAAUGAUAUUUGGCGACAAUUGCCCAUGGUCGCACCACAUCCAAAACGUAAAAUCGAACAAAAACGAGGACCCAAGCCCAAACCAAAGAAUCCUACUGAAGAACCAACCGAAGACAAAGUCAAGAAGGUACGCAAACAACGCAUGAAGAAGAAUCCUGCUCCGCCACAAAACAAUGUUGAUGGAAUUAUACAGCCCUUACCACAUUUCAGCGAUCAGCAGGAAAAACAAUUAUUACUACAACAACAAUUUGUACAAUACAAACAAGAUAUUUGAAUCGAUAUUUAUAUAUUUGAUUAUUUUAAUGUGAUUUUCCCAAGCGUACGUGUGUAACGUGCAAAUAUUCAUUGUCAACAACACAUAAAAAGUGACACGAGUUAUAUUUAGAGCUGGUGAUAAUACAGUUAGCAUUUUAAUUCAAUUAAAAA
Bactrocera tryoni is the source of this 710-nucleotide messenger RNA. RefSeq lists its product as uncharacterized. Gene Ontology annotation, cellular component: Ino80 complex. NCBI's taxonomy places the organism in Eukaryota, Metazoa, Arthropoda, Insecta, Diptera, Tephritidae. The coding region runs from base 109 to 558 and encodes 149 amino acids. The transcript is spliced from 2 exons. Gene Ontology annotation, biological process: positive regulation of apoptotic process; apoptotic process; apoptotic signaling pathway. Gene Ontology annotation, molecular function: DNA binding. The record is from RefSeq and is a predicted model, not a curated record.